AUGCAUCAAAACCAGGGAGGACGUCAUCAUUACAGGAAGGCCUUGGACCUGGACCUGGACCUGGAGUUGGUCCAGCAUAAUCUUUUACCUUCUUGGUUUAGUAAUCAUUUUGGAGGAGGGAGCAGUAAAAUAAGGAAGAGAAAAAAAAAAACUACCAGGAGCAACUUUGAUGCAUUUACGGAAUACACCUCAACAGAGAAUGGCACUUCAACAAUUGGAUCCACCACAAUAGCAGAUUCAACAACUGAUGAUCAUUCUACCAUAUAUAAUGGACGCCGCAGGGAUGGACCAGGGAAUAUUAGUUAUCAACGUAUGUAA
Plasmodium coatneyi is the source of this 318-nucleotide messenger RNA. RefSeq lists its product as hypothetical. Lineage: Eukaryota; Apicomplexa; Aconoidasida; Haemosporida; Plasmodiidae. The coding region runs from base 1 to 318 and encodes 105 amino acids. The record is from RefSeq and is a predicted model, not a curated record. The transcript is spliced from 2 exons.